Messenger RNA from Vollenhovia emeryi, 1467 nucleotides. It is a transcript of the gene Der-1, whose product is annotated as derlin-1. The coding region runs from base 137 to 901 and encodes 254 amino acids. The transcript is spliced from 2 exons. NCBI's taxonomy places the organism in Eukaryota, Metazoa, Arthropoda, Insecta, Hymenoptera, Formicidae. The record is from RefSeq and is a predicted model, not a curated record. Gene Ontology annotation, biological process: endoplasmic reticulum unfolded protein response. Gene Ontology annotation, molecular function: misfolded protein binding; ubiquitin-specific protease binding. Gene Ontology annotation, cellular component: endoplasmic reticulum membrane; Hrd1p ubiquitin ligase ERAD-L complex.
CCUAUGCCGUGCGUACACGUAACCUGAAAGAGACACCUGUCGCGGACGUCGUAUCCACGCACAUCGCACGCUCCGCGCUCGUCGGCUGCGAUUCGCGGUUAAUUGGUCGGCGGCAUCGUAGAGGCAGUCGCGCAAAAUGUCAGACGUGAGAGACUGGUUCAACUCCCUGCCGAUAUUCACGAGGUAUUGGUUACUGUGCACCGCGGUGUUGACGUUACUCGGCAGAUUCGGUAUCCUCAGCCCGCACUUGCUGAUACUCUGGCCCGACCGAUUUCUCAACAACUUCGAAAUCUGGCGGGCGGCGACGAGCGUCUUCUACUAUCCCCUCAGCCACGGCACCGGAUUUCACUUCCUAAUCAACUGCUACUUCCUCUACAAUUACUCGUUGAGACUUGAGCGCGGGGAGUACGACGGCAAGCCCGCGGAUUACUGCUUCCUCCUGCUGUUCAACUGGAUAUGCUGCGUCAUCUUCGGGCUCAUCGGCGACUUCUCCCUGCUCAUGGACCCCAUGGUGCUCAGCGUGUUGUACGUCUGGUGUCAGCUGAAUAAGGACGCCGUGGUCAAUUUCUGGUUUGGCACGCAAUUCAAAGCCAUGUAUCUGCCGUGGGUGCUGUUUGGAUUCAACUUGAUCAUCUCCGGCGGCGGAAUGAUGGAAUUAUUUGGGAUUCUGGUGGGGCACCUGUACGUCUUCUUGAAAUUCAAGUACCCUCAGGAGCUCGGCGGUCCGGAACUGCUCAACACACCCAAGAUACUCGAGAGCUACUUUCCACCUCAGAGAAGUGGGAUUCGAUCGUUUGGGAAUGUACCCGCGCCGAGACCAGCGGGAGAGCAGCAGAACGUUCAAGGGAGGAAUAUAUUUGGGGGCCACAACUGGGGCAGAGGUCAUGUACUGGGUCAAUAAUUUUUAAGAUCGAGAAGGGAAGCUCGUAAACUUCGAUAAGAAAUUUCUUAUUUUAUCAUAUCCGUUCCGCCGUUUACGAUUGCUGUACAGGAGUAGUCAUUUCUACGUUACCGACUCUUCCAAAUGUCUCUUUGUGUAAUUUUGAUAACUGCAGUGAGUUCAACAUGUGCACUUUGGUACAAUAUAGCAAAUAAAAAGUAUGUAUAUUAUAAAUAUAUAAAAUUACAAAGAAAUUCUUACUCUCUCACGCAACUUUCUGAAAUCAUUGUGAGAAGCAGCAGAAAUAUUUUAUGUAAUGUUUAGGGCAUGUAAAUACAUCGUUUGCGAGUUUCUCAUAGGAAUUAUUAUAAUCUUUUUUUUCCAAGUUGCUUAACUGACCGUUAAUUACAUUUACUGAACGUAUGUUUAUUAGUAAACUUGUAAAUAUUGUUUUCCAGACAUUUUUAUAUUUAAUAGUAGAGGUGGGGUAUAUGAUUGAAGGAAAAAUGUAUAUCUAUGGAGCGUUUCAACUAUGUAAAUGUAUAAAAUUUGAAUACAUUAUAUUGCAGAAAUUCCAACAAGAAAAA